Megalops cyprinoides (Indo-Pacific tarpon) is the source of this 453-nucleotide messenger RNA. Its product is annotated as dual specificity protein phosphatase 23-like. The record is from RefSeq and is a predicted model, not a curated record. The coding region runs from base 1 to 453 and encodes 150 amino acids. Gene Ontology annotation, molecular function: protein tyrosine/serine/threonine phosphatase activity. The transcript is spliced from 2 exons. Gene Ontology annotation, biological process: protein dephosphorylation; cilium assembly. NCBI's taxonomy places the organism in Eukaryota, Metazoa, Chordata, Actinopteri, Elopiformes, Megalopidae.
AUGGUAUCUGUGAUACCAGAUAAUUUUACCUGGGUUGAACCUGGGGUGCUGGCCGGAAUGGCCUUUCCUAAACAUCGUGCCAACCUUCAGUACCUAGUGGACCAUGGAAUCAGACACCUGGUCUCUAUUGAGGCUCCAGAAAAACUUCCUGGCAUUGAAGAUUUCCCCCAGCUCACCUCACACCCCAUAGUGGUGACGGACUGGGCUACCCCCACAGAUGCUCAAAUCAACAAGUUUCUGGGGAUUGUCCAGGAAGCUAAAUCCAGAAACGAGCCCGUGGGGGUUCACUGCACAGCAGGCAUGGGGAGAACUGGGACUUUCCUGGCCUGCUAUCUGGCCAGGACAAAGAAUCUGCAUGGGGACGAUGCCAUUGAACUGCUGCGGCAAACAAGAAAAGGUUCUGUGGAAACAGAUGGGCAGAGGGCACUUGUGAGGAAGUACGGCCGCCAAUGA